Erpetoichthys calabaricus (reedfish) is the source of this 4407-nucleotide messenger RNA. It is a transcript of the gene rnf216, whose product is annotated as ring finger protein 216. Bases 157 to 3846 code for a protein of 1229 amino acids. The record is from RefSeq and is a predicted model, not a curated record. Gene Ontology annotation, molecular function: zinc ion binding. NCBI's taxonomy places the organism in Eukaryota, Metazoa, Chordata, Cladistia, Polypteriformes, Polypteridae. The transcript has 23 exons.
GUGUGUAUAAAGACUGGCACUCAGAAGUGUUUGUUUCUAGUUUUCGAGAAGCUGUAAGUAUCGGGAGGUUCAUAUGGGCUUUGUUGGCCUGAACUAAAGCCAGGCUGUCACUAAUUUAUCUAUGUGUGUGCAAGAUAAAGAUUUGGAUCUUCAUUAAUGAAGAUGGCAGAUGGAGAUGGAGACACAGACGAAGUGAUACAUCUUGGUAGCUUCCGUAGGCAUCGUGGCAAAGAUGGGAAAGAACGUACCGACUUACUCAUUACAAUAGUAGAUGAUUCUGAUGAUUCUUCACCUUACAAGAUGACAAAUGUAUCCAAAGUGGAAGAGGAAGACGAAGAGGAUGAUGAUGAUGACAGUGUGAUUUUGGAGUCCACAAAACUGCAGCAUUCUUUUUCGAAUGUGAUCCGUCCUGCUGCUAAAUGGAAUGGCCUUCAAUCUGAAGACUGCGCUCGUCUGAGUGAUAAGCAUCUGCCUUUUCAUAAGCACUCCCUGGACAGUAUUGUUGAAUUGCCUAGUGCUAUAAGUGGUGAAGCUACUCAGAGUGCAGCACCUUCUUCAGCCCACAAUGUGCCUAAACAGUUACCUCUUCAGGAGAAAGACCUUGCAAACCAUUCCCUUGGUUUUGGACCUGCUACACCUGACAAUACAGAGACUUUAGUUGGUUUUGCAUCCAAGUCACUACUUUAUCCAAUUACCAAGCCACUGUUUCCUCCGAUUGUUGCAGAGUUGCCUUUAGAUGCCACAGAUCUGCAGGAGCAAAGUCAUCCGUCUCUUCAACAGCAGCUUGCGGGGCAAGACACUUUAACUACUGUUGUAGCUGCCAUCACCUCUAUGCCUGCUGAAAAUGUGACUAUUACUCCAGAAAAGCUGAAACGAAAGAAUGGUUCACAUGCAGUACAGUUUGAAGAAUGUUCCACAUCAGUAGCUAAAAAGGAAAUCCCCCUCAUAGUGUUAGAUGACGAUGCACUUCCUGGUCCAUCUGUACCAAAAGGCAAGGAACUUGAUGAGGACACAGUACAAUUACUGUCAACUGAAACGAUCAUCCACUUUCCGGAUAUUGAAAGGAGGUUUUUAGAAAAUUUCAUAAGGAGCCAUAAUUUGACAGACGUUGAGAAAAUUUGUGCUAUUUUGCGUUCACAUCCUAAUUAUCCAAAGAAUAACUGCCUUGACCAAAACAAUGAAAAGCCACAGGUAAUUUGUGAAACGAAUUUUCACAAAGCAUCUCAACCAGAGAUUUUUCCCAAUGGUAAAACAUCCCCACAUGAUCAAACAAAGAAUCCUGUCCUUGUUUUGAGGAGAAGAAUGCUUGAAGAUCGUCACAGAAUUACAGAGGCAAAGAACCUCAGUAAUGUUGAUGUUAACCAUAAUUCAAUACCUGCAUCAACAGCAAUCCCUGUGUCCCCUCAUGUACCAAAAAAUACAGGCGACUCUAAAACAUCCACUUUGGCUCUGGCAGCAGAUGAUGAGAUUCCAGGUCCAUCCAUUCUAAAUAAACUGGCCAAGAAUGAUGGUGGUGAUGAGGAGGAAAAUGGUGCUUUUGGUUAUGACCAUGAACUUAACAGGUCACUAAUAAAAGAAACAGCAGAGCUCUUUCCUGAUGUAGAUGUGUCCUUUGUUGAAGACCUCAUUCAGAUGCAGGGAUUUACUGAUUUGAAUGAAAUUUGUGCUCAUUUGCUUGCAUAUAAUAAUUAUCCAAAGAACAUGCUCCUUGACCAAAAUGAUACAAAGCAGCCACUUCGCCGGAAUGUUAUCCGCCCAGCAAGCCCCUGGACAAGUCUUCCCUCUGGGGAAAGAGUUGCAAAAGAUCAAAAACCGAGACAGUUACAGCCUUUUGGAAGAAGAAUACUCAUUGCACGACGAAGAUUUUCAAGGAACACCAAUGUAGAGGAUUCUUUUGAUCCAACUGAUAAAGGCAAUGAGAGUGCUACACCUUCUACUUCUGCAGAACCUACUGUAUUUAUUGAAGAAAAUUCGCUGAAUAGAUCGGAUGAUGACAGAACAGCUUUUGCAGUGGCAACAGAUGAUGAGAGACCAGGACCUUCCACUCCAAAUCGGCAGCCCAGUGAUGAAAAAGAUUAUUCUUUUGGACAUGACCUUUUAAGUUCCUUAGUAAAAGAAACAGCCAGGCUCUUUCCCGAUGUUGAAAAUGCAUUUAUUGAAAACCUUGUUAAGGAACAUGGGAUGACCGAUUUGAAUGAGAUUUGCAAUUAUCUCUUGGAAAUUCCAGACUAUCCAAGAAAAGAGCCAUCUGUGAUGCAAACCUCAAGUACACUUUUUGAAACUGUUGAAGAGAAAACUGCAAGUCACAAUUUGUUUGACUUUAUAAAUUUGGAAGUUGUCGAUCAGUACACACAAAUUCAAGCUGCUGACCUUCUCAUGGCUGACUUCAAAAUGCUAAAUAGUCAAGAUAUCAAAUGGGCUCUUCAUUCUUUUAAAGGACACUAUGCAAUUACCCGCAAGGCCUUAUCUGAAGCAAUUAAGAAGUGGCAAAGAACACCUUCUGAAGAUGAAGCAAAACCAAAGAGAAGGAAAAAGAUGAAUUCACAUUCAUUCAUGGACUUCAGUUUUACAAAUGGCGCUGUUACAUUUCAGAGGCGUAUGUAUUUUUUGGAAAAUAAGAGGCGGUACUGGAAAUCGUAUAAUAGAAAAUCUUUGCAUCCAUCAUUACAAAAAGAAAUUGCCUUUUAUGAACAAAAACUAAAAGAAAAAGCAGAGCAUGAAGAUUUCUUGCUUGCUUUGCAAGUGAAUGAGGAAGAAUACCAGAAGGAUGGCCAGAUGAUUGAAUGUCGUUGUUGUUUCGGAGACUUUGCAUUUGAAGAGCUCACACAGUGUGUUGAAGGACAUCUCUUCUGCAAGGAAUGCUUAGUGAAGUAUGCUCAAGAGGCAGUGUUUGGUUCAGGAAAGUCAGAACUUAGCUGCAUGGAGUCAAACUGUACCUGUUCAUUUCCAACAAGUGAGCUUGAAAAGGUGCUUCCAGAGAACAUUCUUCAAAAAUACUAUGAAAGACAAGCAGAGGAAGCAAUUGCAGCAACUUGUGGAGAAGAACUUGUCUGGUGCCCCUCUUGCAACUUCCCUGCUUUGUUGGAUAAGGAGGCAUUAAUGUUCAGUUGCCCUAAUCCCCGCUGUCGAAAGGAAUCCUGUCGGAAAUGCCAAAUACAAUGGAAAGAUCAUAUUGAUCUGACGUGUGCCGAGGUUGCAGAGAAAGAUGAAAUCCGAAUAAGAGUUGCAUUUGAAGAGAAGAUGACUGCUGCCAGAGUGAGAAAGUGCCAUAGUUGUGGUACAAGCCUUGUCAAAUCAGAGGGAUGCAAUCGAAUGUCCUGCCGCUGUGGUGCCCAUAUGUGUUAUAUCUGUCGAGCCCCAAUAAGUGGCUACAAUCACUUUUGUCAACAUGCACGAACUCCUGGAGCACCAUGCCGAAUCUGUUCAAAGUGUUCUCUUUGGUCAGAUCCUACACAAGAUGAUGAACGGAUAAUCCAUGAACUUCAACAAGAAGCAGAAGAGGAGCUGAAAAAGAAAUUGCCAGAUCAAAAUGUUAAACGGGUUGGGCCACCACCAGAAGAGAUUCCCAAUAAUCUAGAGCCAGCUCCUUUCCACAACAUACAGGAGGAAAUGAGGCAGCAUCAACCGCAGCAGCCCCCUCCAUUCCUGCCGCUGCCACCACCUGUGCUGUUCGCCCACAUGCCACACCAGCGAUUUAAUAUGCCAUUGCAUUUCCAGCCCAUUCCUGCACCUUAUGUUCCUCCACUGCCUAAUCAGCAGAUAAAUUUUGAUUUUCCCAAUAUGAAUAUGGACCUCAACUUGCCUAUGCACUAUGGGCCCCAUCCUCCUCAUUUCAGGCCUUUAUAGAAAAAAAAUAAAAAUAUACAUGUAUAUUACCUGAUCCCAAGUGAUUCUCUAAUUCAGAUUUUGAACCUGUAGAUUAAGGUUUGUCCCAAAAAUAGUCAUUAUGACAGUUAAGAAGUGAAUUUUAUUUGGUGAAAGACUUGCCAUGAGCUGACAUAAUGUUCGUUCAUUAGACUGAAAUUGUGAUGUGCCUAAAACUAUAAGAUCUGUUUCUAUCUCGUCUGUAAACCACAACUGGAGAAAAAGACAAGUUCAGUUGGGUUUUACAUUUUGUUCCUGGAGACGCAAAUGACGAGAGUCAUUUGUUUUGUUUUAUAAUUUUUCAAAAAUUUUAUGAUGUGUUGCAAAUCAACUCUUCCCUUCCUUGAAAGAAAAGUAUAUAUAUUUAAAAGCUUCAUUUUUGUAAAUAAAUAUUUUGGGUCAUUCUUUUGAAAAAAAUGUUUUGUUUUUUUUUUGGGUGGUGGGUCAGUAGAUGCCUGGCACGAGGUCUUCAUGCUUCUUGCUGGUCGUCUUCAUUUUUUUGCCAGUGUUGCAUUUCUGAAAAUAAACACCUUUUGUAUCUUC